CAUUUCACGGCAGCAGUGCUCGCUAGCCGUUGCCAGGCUACCGGUAUCAAACAAAUUGUCUUCUUUUCUGAUAAGGACCAACCGAUUAAAAAGUGAAAAAUAGCGGUCUGCACAGUUCUUGUCGAUUUACCCUCUGAAAUUGGGAGAAUCAAAUCCGAUUCAAAACAAACCACCCGGACAAUUGCUGUAGUUGUAUUGGUGUUACGAGAGACGGAUUCUAUCGAUGGUUGAAAAAUCCCAUAAGCUGAAAUGUCGGAUAAGGUUUUGAUAGCUGGUUUCAAUCCCUUCUAUUUGAGCACGGAUGGAUUGAUUAAAGAAAUUGAAAUAACAAACCAUCUUAGCAGUAAGUUAGUUGCGUCCGAAGGCACCCGUUGGCAAUUAGAGCUCACUGCAACUCACGGAUUGAUAGCUGUUAACCGAACCAUCCUAGCCAUUUCGGCAAUAAGCCAGCAAAGUCAUCACCUUUCGUUUGAUCAUGAGAUAGCGCAACUUUCGGCCAGUACCUGGCAUUGUCUGGUGCUACUUCAUAACGGAGAUCUGUACAGGUACGACUUUCAUCAAAAUCAUGCCUUAAAGUUGGAAUUUCUAGGAGUGGAGAACUUAGCUACAGACGAUACAGAAAGGGAUCGUGUAACGCAUGUGGCCUGCGGAGAUCGGGUUUCGGUAGCCGUGAGCAGUUCGAAAACGGUUUUUAACAUUCCUAAUCGGACGUUCCGUUUUCCGAAACACACUCGGAUUGCCAAAGUGUCAGUCGGAUUGGAACACUGCCUCUUGCUAACCGGUAACGGAGACGUUUACAGCUGGGGAGGUGGACUUCGGGGUCAACUGGGAAACGGAGAAAUCACCCAGUACAAGGAGGAGCCACAGUUGAUUGAAGCCCUGGCCGGAAUAAAGAUCGUAGACAUCGCAGCUGGCGGUUGGCAUUCGGGAGCAAUCUCAUCGUUUGGCGAUCUGUACAGCUGGGGAUGGAAUAGCAAAGGCCAACUUGGGCUAAAGGAUGAGUGCAAAGUCCGGGGAAGCGUGUUUCCUCUGCCACAGUUGAUUGAUAUUAGCGUUGGAAUCGAGGAACAAGAGGAAAUUUCUCUAGCACGUGUCUACUGUGGCAAGGAAUUUACUCUUAUCCUAGAUAGUAGAAAUAGAAUUUUCGUUUCCGGAAUCGAUCUGAGUCAAACGACAAUUUUUUCUUCCGUUCAAAGGGAAUUUAAAAUUGAUGGCUUUAAACCGUUUGAGAUGAUGCCAACGUUGAAAGAGCAACAUCGGAUAAACUGUGGACCUUGUUCGGUUGCUUUUGAACGCGAUCCACCGAAAUGAAAACCGCUGGACAGCGUUUGGUACUAUGUUGGGCUACUGCAAUGCAGAUGUCGCUGACUCAUGGCGUGUUUGAUUUGACUGUUAGAGAUGGAAAUAAACUCCACAUAUGUUGA
This is a messenger RNA of Uranotaenia lowii, 1424 nucleotides long. RefSeq names its product probable E3 ubiquitin-protein ligase HERC4. The coding region runs from base 250 to 1311 and encodes 353 amino acids. The record is from RefSeq and is a predicted model, not a curated record. The transcript is spliced from 5 exons. NCBI's taxonomy places the organism in Eukaryota, Metazoa, Arthropoda, Insecta, Diptera, Culicidae.